GCGUGCAGCUCGACGCGCCUCGGGCGCUUCUGUAAACAUCUAACUUACUGGAGUGAGCGAUGUCGCGUUUAAGUGCCAGCAGCACCGUGUAAACGGGUUUCUCUUGCCUGGCGCAGGAAUGCAGGAGGCGGAGGCAUAACCGUAUAUGUCUAUAGCCAAACAGCCGUAUCCAAACUCCUCCGUCGUGCAGCCCGGAGCUCCGCACCCAACUUUAACAUCCACACAGAUCCUCACAAACUGGAUUCGUUUCGGAUCCUCGCUCAAUAACACGCGUCUUAGACUUCCGUGGCUUUUUUAAAAACAUUUUUCUUUUGCACUAGACGGUUUCUAAAUUAAAUUGUAUCUUUAUCGACUUAACGCUUUGUUGUAUGAUACCAAACACAGUCAUCUAGACGCUAUUUUUAAGUGCCCUUGGCAAGCGCGUGCCAUUUUGAGAACUUAAUUUUAGUAUUAUAGCCUAUAUAUAUAUAUAUAUAUGAGGAGCGCAGCGUAUGCCAUCUAAUUGUGUUUGUUCAGUUGGGUUUUUGUUUGCGCAUGUUUUUGACACGGCUGAACUUGUUAAUUUGCUUAGCCAUGAACUAGGUUUAGUUUUGUCUGAAAGAACCAGCAGUUAUUUUUUAUCCAUUUUUUUUUCCAAGGUAAUAAACCCGCUAGACAAACUGACCGGCUAUUUUUCUAGUUUUUAUACAUUUUUUUUCGGAUCCCUCUUUUGAACCGCGUGUUGAUCCGGGUUGUUAAGGAUGUCUGGUCACAACAUUGCCUCGAAAAGUUCGGAAAAGCUGCUUUUCUUUGGGUUUUUGGUUCUGGUUCGGUCGGUCUUGUGUCAUGGGUUUGCUGAGGAGUUCACUUCAGGCUCUUAUGAUUUUGGGUCUGUUAUUCUGGAGCCUCUGGACGGGUUGAGAAAGUACGUGGAGUCCAUUGUCGGCACCCAUGUGAUUGAGAUUGGUGCUGAGAAUGCUGUGUUGUACCUUGACUCGGUGUUUGGCCCAGAGAACAUCUAUUCUGUUGCAAUGUUUGUCGAAAUGCUGCUGCAGUUGGUUGCUGAAGGAGCUGCCAGUGGACUGAAUGUCAUUGCUGUGUAUGUAUCUGAGAUUCUCAGAGCUACUGGAGUGAACGAGACAGUAUCAGUGCCUCAUUUCACUGCUGAAGGCGUGUCUGCUGUGACCAAGUGGGCUUUGCUGGCUCUGAUCGCUUACUGGCUCCUGUCCUUGUUGCUGCGAGUCACCGUAAUGCUUGUAAGGCGAGUGUUUUGGCUGAUUAAAGCGGUUGUAGUGCUGUGGCUGUUUGUGCGGAUCAUCAGUGACCCCACUGCCUCCAGUGAAGUCACUACAAUGAGACUGACUUUACUAAUGCUCAUCUGUGCUGUGUUUGGGGUCGCUACGAGCAGCGGCGGUGGGACAGGAGCCAGUCUGGAAAGCCGAAUGAGCAGACUGGAGGGACAAGUCAAAGGGAUGGAAAAGAAGAAAACACAGUAAUGAGCAGCUCAAAACAAGUAUACGGACUCGUGAUAACAGGGAGAUGAGGACUCAGGGAUGACAUCUGAAGUGUUUUAUGCAACUCAGAACAGCCUUAAGUAUUAAUAUCUGAUUUUGCCAGUUCUUUCUUGUUUUGAAUACAUUUCAUAAAUAAUUGGGCCAAGGAGACUACUCCCAUAUUGUUUUUACUAAAAUGUAAAGCAAGAAGAAAGAACUUCAUCCUACAGCUCUUUGAAUUUCAUGUGGUACCAAUAAAAUUGUCCUUGAUUGUUU
Messenger RNA from Sinocyclocheilus anshuiensis, 1748 nucleotides. Its product is annotated as transmembrane protein 109-like. The transcript is spliced from 4 exons. The record is from RefSeq and is a predicted model, not a curated record. NCBI's taxonomy places the organism in Eukaryota, Metazoa, Chordata, Actinopteri, Cypriniformes, Cyprinidae. The coding region runs from base 741 to 1475 and encodes 244 amino acids. Gene Ontology annotation, biological process: cellular response to gamma radiation; intrinsic apoptotic signaling pathway in response to DNA damage by p53 class mediator.